Molecule: messenger RNA, 972 nt
Organism: Syzygium oleosum
Lineage: Eukaryota; Viridiplantae; Streptophyta; Magnoliopsida; Myrtales; Myrtaceae
Product: NAC domain-containing protein 54
Exons: 3
Coding region: 99-806 (235 amino acids)
Biological process (GO): regulation of DNA-templated transcription
Molecular function (GO): DNA binding
Source: RefSeq, a predicted model, not a curated record
AUGGUUGUGGUGAGAGAGAAAAGAGAACAGAGAAAGAGAGAGAGAAUAAGCUGAGGUGAAUGUUUUGAAGGAGAAGCCGAAAACAGAGAGAGAAACGAAUGGCGCCGAUAGGUUUACCGCCCGGUUUUAGGUUUCACCCGACCGACGAGGAGCUCGUUAACUACUAUCUCAAGAGGAAGAUCAAUGGCCUAGAGAUCGAGCUUGACAUCAUUCCUGAGGUUGAUCUCUACAAAUGUGAACCGUGGGAAUUAGCAGAGAAAUCGUUUCUUCCGAGUAGAGACCCUGAGUGGUACUUCUUCGGGCCGCGGGAUCGGAAAUACCCAAACGGGUUCAGGACCAACCGAGCGACGCGGGCCGGGUACUGGAAGUCGACCGGGAAAGAUCGGAGGGUGAUGUGCCAGAACCGAGCGAUCGGGAUGAAGAAGACUUUGGUUUACUACCGAGGGCGAGCUCCUCAGGGAAUUCGGACUCACUGGGUGAUGCACGAGUACCGGCUCGACGACAAGGAAUGCGAGGAUACGUCCGGAAUGCAGGAUUCUUACGCAUUGUGUCGCGUGUUCAAGAAAAACGGGAUGUGUGCUGAAGGGGAAGAGCCAGCCGGGCAAUCCAGCUCGGCCUCGAUAGAGACCUCGCGGGGGUUGAUGAACGACUAUGAGACGAUGUCGCCCGACACGCUCCUCGGGCAGUCCUCGUGCAUCGACGAGGAGGAAAAGGACGACUCGUGGAUGCAGUUCAUCACGGACGACGCAUGGUACUCAUCGAGCACUGCUCCAAAGGAUGGAUCAGAGGAAGUCUCUACGCUCUAACGGGAAGGCAUUCACAAGUUUGAAGGCCGAGCUAUCGAUAUCGGUACAUGGUUGGCGGUGAAUAACGCGAUGAGCAUUACUUCACUUAUACAUAAUAAGCCACGGGAUUUGUAAAUCUUUCUUCUACCUUAGCUUAUUACUUUUUGGGGAGUACAAGUUGUUGCUA